This is a messenger RNA of Dryobates pubescens (Downy woodpecker), 2528 nucleotides long. RefSeq names its product calpastatin (gene CAST). The record is from RefSeq and is a predicted model, not a curated record. Gene Ontology annotation, cellular component: cytoplasm. Gene Ontology annotation, molecular function: calcium-dependent cysteine-type endopeptidase inhibitor activity. Lineage: Eukaryota; Metazoa; Chordata; Aves; Piciformes; Picidae. The coding region runs from base 66 to 2345 and encodes 759 amino acids. The transcript is spliced from 30 exons.
CGGCGGGGCGCGGCCCCGAGCCCGGCCGAGCUGCGGAGGGCUGGUGAGGAGCGGCGGGCAGCGCUAUGGCCUUCGCCCGGUGGUGGUACGCCACGCAUGGUGACAAGAAGGCAAGUGAAGCUUCUUCCAAAGCAGGAGAGAAAAACACAGCAGUGGCUGAGAAGAAAGCAGCUGCUGAUGGCCAGCUCCCCAAAACCCAGACCAGUGGGACACCUUCUGCUGCUAAGAAGCAGUUCCCCCCUGUGGAUGCUGCAUCAAAGCCACAAGGGAUGAAGCCAUCUGAGACAAAGCCUGCAGCAGCAGCCCCCCAGAUGGAGCCUGGAAAGAACACAGAGACCCCCAAGCCAAAGGACUCCCAAGGCAAGCAGCUGCCUGAAGAGAGGGGGAAGGAAGCCACUGGGGAGAAGAGCCAGAGCUCCCCUCCAGUGACAGCAGCUUCUGACCCCAAGAGUGCAGCAGCAGUGACAGCAGCUGGAGCUGGGCAGCCUCCACCAGCAGCCUCCACAGGCACAGCACAGCCCAAGCCUGAGAAGCUCUCCACAGCUGCUGGUGCAGGUGGUGCAGCCACAGCCAGUCCCAGCCUGGUUGCUGCAGCUGAUGAGCUGAGUGCUGAGCCUGCCAUGGAUGAGUCAGCCCUGGACAGCCUCAUAGACACCCUGGGUGGGCCUGAAGAUGAUGUGCCUCCUAGUCCUGUCUACACUGGUCCAGAAGUUCUGGAGGACAUCUCCUCAAGGUACUUGGAGGAGCUGGGCAAGCGGGAGGGCAGCCUGCCCCCGGAGUACCUGAAGCUGCUGAAGAGCAAAGUGCCUGGCAGAGGUGGAGUCCCUCCAAAGGCAGCUGAGCAGGAUGAAAAACCCAUGACAGAGGAUGAGCUUGCAGAGGCUCUGUCCUCUGGCUUCACCUGUAGUUGUACUGCUGCUGGAGGGAAGGAGACAGCUCUGGUACAGAAGCCAGGUGAGGAAGGAGAAGUGGUAAAGGCACAAGCAGCAACAUCAGUCAAGACCUCAGCUCCUCCCAAGGAGAAGACAACAAAGGCAGAAGAGGAAAUGAAGGAGGAUGCCAUGGAAGCUCUUCUGGAUACUCUUGGGGGACCUGAGCCUGAACCUGAGCCUGAUCUCACCCCUGUGGUAGAGGUGUCAGAGGCAAAAGCCAAAGAGAAGAAGGAGGAGAAGCUUGGGGAACGAGAAGAGACCAUACCCCCAGAGUACAGAUUAAAGCCAGAGCUGGAUAAAGAUGGAAAACCAAUACUGCCAAAGCCUGAGGAGCAGCCAAAGCCUCUCAGUGAAUCUGAUCUGGUGGAUGCAUUCUCCAAAGAUUUCUGCCCUGCACAGCCUGCAGCACAAACCAAGCCAGAAAAGCCCAGCAGCACUUCCAAAAAGCCCUCAGCUGCCAAGCCCCUUGAGGAUGCAGCAGUUCCUCGUGCCUCGGCUUGCACCCUGCAAUCUUCAGCUCCCUCAUCUGUUGGUCACCUGGAAGAUGAAGCCCUGGAAGCCUUGUCCAGCAGCCUGGGAAAGAGGGAGCCUGAUCCUGAGGAGCAGAAACCUGCUGUGGACAAAGUUAAGGAGAAAAGCAAACAGAAGCAGCACAAAAAGCUGGGUGAAGAGGAAGAAUCCAUCCCCCCAGACUACAGACUGACAGCAGCCAAAGACCAGGAUGGAAAACCUCUCUUGCCCAAACCAGAAGAGAAGUCCCAGCCCAUGAGUGAAAAUGAUCUCCUGGAGGGUCUGAGUGCAGGGUUUGCCUCCUCCCCACCUGCACCACCUCCUGCAGUCAGUAAGAAAGGCAAGAGAGGAGCAGAGCCUGCAGGUUCCUCGGAGGUGAUCUCUGCUGCUGCAGCUUCCUCAGUGCACUCAGCAGCUCCUGCAGCUCCUGCCUCGGGAGGAAAGGAGAUGGACGAAGCCCUGGAUCUGCUCUCUGAUUCCCUGGGGCAGAGGGAGCCUGACCCUGACGAGGGCAAAGCAGUUGUGGAUAAAGUAAAGGAAAAAGCCAAAUCUGAGCAGAGAGAGAAGCUUGGAGAGAGAGAGGAGACCAUUCCCCCUGACUAUAGGAAACUCAUGGAGUCAGGUGAGCAGGGCAAGUCAGGAAAGGCAGCAGCAAAGGAAGAUGACAAACACAAAGGAAGAAAGAAGGCUGCCGAGGCCGCGGCUGCCAUCGACGCCCUGGCAGGGGACUUCGAUAGCUGUGCCCAGGCUGCUGCCACCCCAAAGUGUAGGACAGCAGUGGGAGGGAAGCCACCAGCUCCAAACCCACGCCCAAGGAGAAGGCGAAGCCCAAAGACCCUAAAAAGGCCAGGGGACAGCCCUCCAGCAGCAAACCUGAGAAGCAGAAAACAAGCUAAGCACUGACACCACAGGGGCCUUGGUCCAGGGUCUUGCUCCAGUGCCUUGCUCCAGUGCCUUCUUCUGUGGGUGGAUGACUGCUGCUGAAGAACCAAAGCUGAUGCACAAAGCCUGUGGUUGCUCUGAGUGGUUGCUGCACAGUGGCCCUUGCUGGGCUGCCUUCCUCUUCCCUCCUUCUCCCUGCAGCAC